Molecule: messenger RNA, 3413 nt
Organism: Pangasianodon hypophthalmus (striped catfish)
Lineage: Eukaryota; Metazoa; Chordata; Actinopteri; Siluriformes; Pangasiidae
Gene: dgat1b
Product: diacylglycerol O-acyltransferase 1b
Exons: 16
Coding region: 902-2113 (403 amino acids)
Biological process (GO): triglyceride biosynthetic process
Cellular component (GO): endoplasmic reticulum membrane
Molecular function (GO): diacylglycerol O-acyltransferase activity
Source: RefSeq, a predicted model, not a curated record
GUAGCCUGGAUAUAAUGGAGCAUGUUUGAAUGAAAAAAGACCUCACCAGCCUUUUCCUGUUCUGAGAGUGUCAAAGCACAUAGUCAUAAGUGUUGCUUCAUUCUCAUACAUGAGUCACUGAGUACCUUGUUGGUGUGAGUUAACAAUCUUUGAGCACAGCCCAAGCCUCUCGGUCUUCAGAAGGCCACGCCGUAAAAGAAAUGGGACUAUCGUCACAUAAAUUGUGCAGAGUUUGCCUUAGGUCAGUAUUGCCGUAUGUCUUGACAUCUACCACCCUGCACAGCUUAAUUUUAAAAUAGCUGGUGAACAUUGGCUACGUUUACAUGCACAUCAGUAUUCCGAUAUUAAUCGGAAUUUGGCAAUAUUCUAAUUAGUAUUGAGUCAUGUAAACACCGCAAUCCGAGUGCCAGAUUCCGAUUGAGACAAUGUUCUUGAUUCCCCAGAUUCUGAUUCCCACCCCUGGAAUAUGCCAGUUUUAAUUGAAAAUUUGUUGCAUAUAAACACCUUAUUCAGAAAAUCCACUGAAAAUCCACUGAAAUUCAGGCAUACUUACAACCACCAUGUAUAUAGGAAUAUUCCGAUGCCUGUACGCAUAUAAACUUAGUAUUCAGAAUAUGGCUGCAACCUGAAUGUAGACCUUAAACAGAAUUUGAUGUGCGUGUAGACCUUAAAAAUAGCUGGUGAAUAUUGAGAUACUGAAGGCUUUGAAGGAAGGAAAUAGUGAACUUAGAAGCUGGUUGAGAAAUUUCUUUCUGACAGUGCCAGGCUUUACAUUAUAUGGCUAAAAGUAUGUGGACACAUGACCAUCACACCCAUAUGUGGACAGGAUACAGACCUGUCCUCCCGUCGAUCAUCAUGGGGAAUGUAAAAUUACAGAGGCAUUCUGAACUGGUGUGUUGUCAUGCUGAUCUUGAGCAAUGCACGUCUGUUCUUGGAAAACCUUCUCAGGUAUGGUGUACUAGUGGACCCCAUUCAGGUGGUGUCGUUGUUCCUGAAGAACCCGUAUAGCUGGCCUGCUGCAUGCCUGGUCAUUGUGUCAAAUGUGUUCAUACUUGUGGCGCUGUACACAGAGAGGAGAUUAGUCACUGGAACCUUCAGUGAGCAGAUUGGCCUGAUUAUUCAUAUCAUCAAUCUGUCAGUAAUCUUGUGCUUUCCAGUGGUCACUGUGCUCAUGUUGCCCUCUGUAACCCCAGUUGGCGGUGCCUUUGCGUUGGCCGUCUACACUAUCCUGUUUCUGAAGCUAUACUCGUAUAAGGACGUGAACAGGUGGUGCAGGGAAAGGAUGCAGGCGAAGGCUCGCAGCCUGUCCAGAUCACUGUCAUGUCCAUCAACACCGUCUAUCAGCGGAGAAGUGUAUGUGUCCUAUCCUGGAAACCUCUUUCUGAAAGAUUUGUAUUAUUUUGUUUUUGCUCCCACCUUGUGCUAUGAGCUGAACUUUCCUCGUUCUAAGUCUGUACGUAUGGGAUUCCUGCUCAGGAGGUUGUUUGAGAUGUUGCUGCUCACUCAGCUGUUAGUUGGCUUAACACAGCAGUGGAUGGUACCAAUCAUACAAAGUUCAAUGAAGCCAUUGCAGGAAAUGGAUUUCUCCAGAAUGAUUGAGCGCCUGCUCAGGCUAGCAGUCCCCAACCACUUUCUCUGGUUGAUAUUCUUUUACUGGUUUUUCCACUCAUCCAUGAACUUUGUGGCUGAGCUUCUGAGAUUUGGAGAUCGAGAAUUUUACAGAGACUGGUGGAAUGCAGAAACUGUAACUUAUUUCUGGCAAAACUGGAACAUCCCUGUCCAUAAGUGGUGCCUUCGACAUUUUUACAAGCCCUUGCUGAGAAAGGGGGCCAGCAAGUUAGUGAGCCAAUCAGCAGUAUUCUUCGCCUCAGCCUUUUUUCAUGAGUAUCUGGUCAGUGUUCCUCUGAGGAUGUUCAGACUGUGGGCAUUCAUGGGCAUGAUGGCUCAGCUGCCAUUGGCAUGGUUCGUGGGCAGGUUUCUCAGGGGUAACUAUGGAAAUGCUGCUGUGUGGCUUUCUCUGAUAAUUGGCCAGCCAAUAGCUGUUCUUAUGUACGUCCAUGACUACUACGUCAUCCACCACCUGGAGGAAGCAGCAGAACCAGCACCUCUCUAAGCUGCAGACUGCGUACUGCUACCAAAACUGUCCCACUGCCGUCCAGCUCAUAUCUCCAAUAAUCACGCCUUUAAGGACGUCUUCCUCAAAGAAAAAGAAGAAGGAUCUUCAUAGGCAUAAAACACAUUCACUGGGAUUCAUUUUAAACAAAUGCUUUAAUAGUGGUGCCUUACUGAGAUUAUUUUAAAGUUACUGCUUGUAUGCAGCAGAUGUAUUUCACAUUUGUACAGCAUUACAGGCUUGGACAGAUAUGAUUUUUUAAAUGUGUUUUUUAAAUAUUGAUAUUACUUUACACUUACUGCUCAGAUACAGCAGAUAGAUCACAUCUAUAGCAUUAUAGGGUUAGAACGGAAAGAUGUAUUUUUUAUGUGUUUAAGGGUUUUUUUUAUUUAUGUAAUUUUAGAUAAUUUUGCAAAAAGAUACAAAACAUUUUGUGUCUAAAUGGUUAACACUGACAAUUAUUUUGCAUGAAAAGAACAUUUGUAAACUGUUAAUGUUUUAAUUUAAUAUAAUGUUUGUUUCUCAGUGUGUUCUGAUCUACUCUGAGCUCAUGAGAGUAUACUGGAGAAUUCAGGGGCUUAAUUGUGUAAAAUCAGGGAGUGCCACCUACUGGUGUCUUGUAAAUCGUAAAGUGUAUGAAUGAAACUCUUAGGCUAGGUAAUUAUACCUUCAUGUGGAGACAUUCAUCAAACAUAAUUAUAUUCCAUAGAAUAGUGAAUACAGUGUAAUCUCCGACUGCGAUAUUUUCUGCAGAUUUAGUCCUUUUGGAGCCAUUUGUUUUCAAGAUGAUGAGGGUGCCAGGUCCGUCCAAUCAGUACAAGUUGGUGAUAAAUGGCUUUGGAGAUAAGUUGUAUAAUAGCUUGUGGUAGUACUGUAUAAACAUCCUAUCUCCAACACUGAGAUGCAGGCAUGAUUUCACACAGCGCUAUCUUAAAGGUUGAUUGCACGUUACAACACUAUGGCCUGUUUAAAACACUGCCUGACACACGGUACUGGAAGAAUGAUUACAGUGCAGGGAAUCAAUGCCAUUGAUGCAGAGAUGCAGUUUAUCUAUUUUUACCAGUAGCACUGUGCUCUAGUCUGCAUUAAGUUUGUUGUAAAUUCUUUAGUUUUGUAACUUUAGGAAUUGCAUGUGUACAAAAUGAGUUUUAUAAUGGAACAUUGCGUCCUCAAUUUUAAAUAUAAACAUUGUUUACAUUGUUUCUAGUUCCUUUGCAUUGACAUUUUGUACUUUUGUCAUGUGGACAUUGGCACAAAUCUUAGCAGUGAAUAAAGUCAUGAUGUUGAGGUUGUGGGAUAA